Messenger RNA from Pyrenophora tritici-repentis Pt-1C-BFP, 1767 nucleotides. NCBI's taxonomy places the organism in Eukaryota, Fungi, Ascomycota, Dothideomycetes, Pleosporales, Pleosporaceae. The record is from RefSeq and is a predicted model, not a curated record.
AUGGCGCCUGCGACCACAACCGAGCGUAAGAGCAGGAAGAAGCAGUCAUCGAAGACCAGCAGGAAGCGGUCUUCGUCGAGGAAGCCCCAUGUGUCAUCUUCAGUACCCGAACAAUACCUGCAGGAUUAUGCGUCUCCAGUUCAGGCGAGUCCUGCUCAGCAUGAGACGCCCCAGCAGUCUUAUUUUCAGAAGGCAACCCGGCCACCGCCAGUUUCGCAUGGCUACUCCACAAGCCCGCCGCAGCGACCGGUAUAUGCCCAAUCGCCUCAAUCUUUUGCCCAACGUAUGCAGGCAUAUGAGUCUUCCACGCAGCAACCUGUAUUGCCAUUUGCGAGUCAGUCGACACUGCGGUUCGGUUCAUCACCACCUCAGAAAGUACGGGAUGAACGGCCAUUUCAGGAGCAAUGGGAUAAUUUUGACCGCAUGGCCGCAAAGUCCUACGCGAACCUUCGGGAUAUGGCUGGAAAGAGUGUGACAAACUUGACUGCGAACUAUAUUGAGCGGCCCACCGCCGCAGUCGCGACGAAGAGCAUGAAGACCCUUUGUCGUGGAGCUGCGUUAUACGAUGUCAUCACCUCCAAAUUCGACUCUGUGAUUACUAGUAUCGAUGAUGAGAAAUUCAGCGGUAAAGAGCAGGAUCUUAUGGUGGAGAACGUCGAGCUGCUGCAGGAGGCUCAAGGAGCGAGUCCGCCACUGGGUGAGAUCAGGCCUCAGGCUCCGAACAAGGUGUAUCCGGAGUCAGGCAGUGGCAAAGGAUCGAACCACUUUUCCAAAGUAUGGCUCUAUGCCAACUCGCGACUACCACCUCAUCUGCCGCCUUUCAAGGUCUAUCUACCGACCUAUCCCCUAGUGUGUUUGGCAGCAACGUACUCUGAAAAGGCGUACACCCGUCCAGGCGCCAAGAAGAACAGCGAGAUGGAAACGCAUAUUCCUGCGGACUGGCGUAGCGGUACCAAAGCCAUGGUCAUCAAAUCUAUCCCGAUAGAGGAGCUGAACACGAUUGUCUUUGCCAUCCGCGGGAGUCAGACGUUCAUGGACUGGGCCGUGAACUACAACUCAGCACCUGAUAGCCCGAGCAAGUUUCUCGACGACCCAUCGAACUUGUGCCACGCGGGCUUUCUUUAUGUAGCGAAGAAGAUGGUUAAGCCUGUUGCAGAACGGCUCAAAGUCUUACUCCAGGAGAAUCCUUCGCGCGCGAAUUGCAGCUUGCUCAUUACAGGCCACUCCGCAGGCGGAGCCGUGGCAGCAUUGCUAUACGCGCAUAUGAUGAGCACCAAGAUUGAGUCUGAACUCAACCAUCUUACUGGCUUCUUCAAGCGCGUGCACUGCAUCACGUUUGGCGCACCGCCCGUCAGCCUGCGCCCUUUGAAGAAACCAGAAGAUAAGCGACACCGCAAGAGUCUCUUUUACGCCUUCAUCAACGAGGGUGAUCCGAUCCCGCGAGCGGAUAAGAGCUUCCUACGUAGCUUACUCAAACUCUACGCGACACCCGCACCCUCGGCGUCCAGCGUUAACCUCUCGCAACCACCGCCGGUCCCGCCGAAAUCCUGGCCCAUACCGCCAUGUACCUUGUCGCCCGCGGGCCGACUCGUCGUCUUGCGCCAGCGCGUCGGAAGUCGCAAGGAAGACGACAUCGAGGCUGUGACUGUGGACGAGGAAAUGUUACGGAAAGUGGUAUAUGGAGAUUUGCUAAAGCACCAAAUGACCGUCUACAAGACUAGAGUGGAGGGUGUGGCCGUGAGAGCCGUCACAGCAAACGGUUGUUGA